Molecule: messenger RNA, 1348 nt
Organism: Ceratitis capitata (Mediterranean fruit fly)
Lineage: Eukaryota; Metazoa; Arthropoda; Insecta; Diptera; Tephritidae
Exons: 3
Coding region: 80-1099 (339 amino acids)
Source: RefSeq, a predicted model, not a curated record
UUGAUGUGGCAAUAAUGCAAGGGCAUCAACAGUUUUGCAAUUUGUGAAUGGAUUGUGAAGGAAAUAAAUUUUUCAUAAUAUGAAGAGAAAAUUUCGACAUAGCCAAAUUAAAAGGUGGACACAAGAUGAAAUCAGUAAAAUAGUGGACUAUAUGACAGAAUAUAAAAAUGUUGAGAAACCAACAGCACGAGUUUACUAUGAAGAAUUCUUGAAGAUAUCACCCAUUGAUGCGAGUUGGGAUUUGAUUAAGUGGAAGGUGCGCCAUUUAAAAACAUUAUACGCAAAGGCUGAAAAAUGGAAAAACACUAAAGAUGCUAAGUCUUUGGACGCGCAACGAUUUGCAGCUAAGCUACAAAGAAUGUGCCCACACUUUUAUCGGCUACAGAAGAUAUUUGAUGAGAAUCGAGCGGAAGUUGUGGAGAUUUUAGACUCAAAUAGUUCAUUUGAUGAUUGUUACGGUUAUAAUGAUGAAUUCGAGGAAACUUUUGACAAUCAAUGCGAAUUUAAGUUAUUCGAAAACAACAACAAUGAAGCGGCCAACGUACAUUGUGAACAAAUUGUAGAUGAUACCAAAACGAAUGCAGAUCUGUCGCACGCCGAAGAAGCAGAAAAAUGUGAAACAAUGCAAAUUUCUACACAUUUUACAUCAGUGCCUGUAAAUGUUUUAAAUGAACAAACGAAUGAGGAUAUAGAAUUUGUAGAAACUGCGCCGCCUAUAGUAGAUACAAUAGAUCUUCGUUCGAUUGCCAAGAAAAUCAAAAAAGAAAAAAUUAGAAAAUCACUCGCCGCGCUAACUCAAAGUCAGGUGGAUAAAAAUGAAAUGCAAAAGUUGCGAUUUAAAUUCGAAGAGUAUAAAUUUGCACAAGAAUUUGAAUUUAUAAAAUAUAAAUUCGAAGCGGAGGUGGAACUUAAAAAGCAAGAACUUGAAUUGAGAGAAAGGGAAAUGGAAAGUAAUCAAAGAUUGAGAAUUUUAGAAAUUGAAAGUAAUCAAAACUUGAAGACUAUGGAAAUGGAGAAAAAUGAGCGGGUGGCGAAAUAUGAAUUAAAUCUUAAAUAUAAUGCAUUACAUAAAAAUACAUGUAAUAAGAAUAGUGAUUAACGCUCGCAUAUAUGUAUAUAUGCACAUACAUAUAUAUUUAACUAGUAUAAGAUAAUAAUAUUUUUUUUACUUAUAUGACAUAUUAAAAUUUUAAACAAUUAACGAGUUGAACUAAAUUAAUUGCUUUGAAAAACUUUAAUUUUUAUUUAUGAAUUUCGUUUCAAUCGAUAUAUUAAAUUAUUUUAAUACAAUAAAUAUGUGUAAGAAGAUAUUAAUUAUAGUCGCUUAAAUAAAAGACUUAAAAGAGUA